Messenger RNA from Endocarpon pusillum Z07020, 2691 nucleotides. RefSeq lists its product as uncharacterized. The transcript has 8 exons. NCBI's taxonomy places the organism in Eukaryota, Fungi, Ascomycota, Eurotiomycetes, Verrucariales, Verrucariaceae. Bases 1 to 2691 code for a protein of 896 amino acids. The record is from RefSeq and is a predicted model, not a curated record.
AUGGCGGCCCCCAUUGACCCAGUUCAAGCAGCCUUCCAAAGCGUGAUACAUGAUUUCAAGGACAAGCUCAGUGACACCAAGCUCUACAAUGAAAUAUUGAAAACGACGUCUAUUGACGAAGUAUACGAUGCCACUGACAAGCUCCAGGAGGAACAGGCAAAAAAUGGCCACCUCCGUCAUCUGUCCAAAAUCGAGCCGUACCUUGAACGACUCAGGGAGUACUCCGGUGCCAUAGACACAUUCGUCCAGACAAAGCCAAAUGUUCUCGCACUCAUAUGGGGCCCGAUCAAGUUGCUAAUCCAGUGGACCAGCACUUUGAAGCAGUCGUUCGACGCAAUCAUCAAUACGACAGAGGAGAUUGGCGGGCUCCUCCCCGAAUUCAAAGAAGUCAACCAGCUAUUUGCACACAAUGUACAGCUUAAGGACGUUUUGGUACUCUUUUUCCAGGACAUCCUCGACUUCUACCUUGUUGCCUUGCAGUUCUUCAGUAAGCCUAGGUGGCGAUACGUCUUCGAAUCAUUGUGGCCCAAACAGAGAGAUAGAAUUAAACUAGUGAUAACAAAUAUUGGACGACACACUGCCCUCAUGAGGAAUGAAUUCCGUAUGGAGCACAUUCGAGAAGAGCGCGAUGCUCGUCUCCGAGCACUAGAGCACUUCGAGAAGAUGGACAGGUCCAACAGGCAGCAGGAGUACAACAUCAUCAAGACUGGUAUAUCACCAAAAUCCUAUGACGAUAAGUUGGAUUGGCUCUAUGGCCGCAUUUGUGAAGGGACUGGCAAGUGGCUAUUGAGAGACCCAACAUUCGCAAAAUGGCUGGACUUUGCAGAUGUCUCAACGAAAAUAGUCUGGCUCCAAGGAAUUCCCGGAGCAGGAAAAACAUUUUUGGCUGGAACCGUCAUCAGCAAGGCUAAAACCACUGGGCGGGCAAUAUUUGCCUUCCUUAGCCAUGUCUUCAGCAGCACAUCCGCCUUAUCAAUAUUACACUCCUUGAUAUUCCAACUCGCGUCCGACGAUGACGAUCUGCAAGCUGCACUUUGCCAAUCGAGUCGAGCAGAUCUCAAGAACAGUAUCACUGUUGCUGUCAGUCUCCUGACAACGCUUCUCAAAUGUGCCGGACCGGUAUAUAUCAUCAUUGACGGCGGAGAUGAGAUUCAUGAGAUUGAGCGCGGAAGACUGUUCCGGCAACUUCUCGAACUGUCCAAGAACUGCGAGGAGACAAAGAUCCUGAUAAGCUGCAGACCAGAAGCUGAUAUAAUAGCAAUCCUUGGCUCGGCAUCCACGUCGAUUCGUGUGGACAACCGCAACGCCGGCAGCAUUCAGGCCUUCAUAACUCGUCAGAGCCAAAGGUGGUUCGAAACUCGAAACUUCCUUUCCAAGGAAAGGGCUGAGAUCGAGGGAUUACUGGCCCCAAUUGCGGCCAAUGCAAAGGGCAUGUUCCUAUAUGCGAAGGUCCUUUGGAGCAGCAUUGAACUUUUGACCGACGUUCAAUCUAUUCGAGAGGAAUUGAGAGUACUGCCAGAGGAUCUAGAUGCCGCUUACGCCCGGAUCCUCUCAAGAAUUAACAAUCUACCUUCUGUCAAGGCGAAAAAUCAAAGACGAAAUAUAUUGGGAUGGGUCGGUUGCUCUCCAACACCUCUGACGAUUCAAGAACUAGAACAAGCCCUGAUGGUCGACGUCGAAAAUGUGGACGGCAUUGUGCGGGUACCAUGCAGUUUAAAUAUUGUCGAACUCUGCGGGCCAAUUGUGGAAGUGGUUGAUGAAUACGUCCAGUUUGUUCACUUUACAGUCAAAGAAUACAUAUUCAACCCACGGGUCGACGGCAGUAUCGACAACACAGAAGCGACUCUUAGCCUUGCCAAAUGCUGCAUCUGGUACCUUCUCCAAAGUCACUUUGAUCCGCGGAUUACAGAUGACGAGGUUGCGGAUAAUAUAAUCUCUGGUAAAUACCGGUUACACAACUUUGCCGUAACUAUGUGGUCAGAGCUUGUCAAGCGUUACAUUAGCCUGAAUGGGUCAAAGUCUCUGUCAACCAAACUGAUCUCCGCGCUUGAAUGCCUUGCGAUAGAAAGAUCCAACAGCGACUUUAGCGGCAGCAUCGAGCUGGCUGGUCAGUCCGACCAGCCGCAGCUGGAAAAAUUCAAAGACCAGUGGCCGGAACUACACACAAUGCUAUGUCAUGUAGCUCAGUUUCGUUGGCGAUGCUCCAGUUCUGAUUAUCAUAUGAGCAAAGCACAAUCGCACAACAAUUUGUUGCCGAAUGAUCUUGACGCAGAUGAUAUACAGCCUCUCUUGUUCGAUCUCGUUGGAUUAGACAGAGUUGAGGCGGUGAAGAGUGUUCUGCAUCAUUUCAACAAGCUCGACUCCUCUGUCCAAAAAGAACUAGGAAAACUAGCUGCCUCCUCCGGAUCUGCUGCCAUGGUCCAGUUGAUAUGCAUCGCUGAUAGCAAUAGGAUAAGCACAUACCCGGACUUCUUGAUUGAGUCAAUAAGGGGUACGAACUUUGAAACGUUGAGAUGGUUUCUAUCUCGGAUUGACAGUGAAGUACAAGAGGAUAAAUUUCACCUUAGUGCUUGGAAAUUCGUCCUGGUGGCACUUUUAGAGAUGGGAUCUAUAGAAAUGUUCCAAGAGUGCGAGAAAUACCUCCUCGCCGCAUUUAGUACCACCACACAUGGCAACUGGAAGUCCAGAUAG